Molecule: messenger RNA, 180 nt
Organism: Peronospora matthiolae
Lineage: Eukaryota; Oomycota; Peronosporomycetes; Peronosporales; Peronosporaceae
Source: the annotation of a GenBank genome assembly
AUGAGAUUAUGUGCGGUCAACGCAGUGCGGAAGACGCCAGAACAUUCGGGUGAAGAGAACAUGGUUGCAGAGGAAGCUAUGACACCGAAAGACAACCAUGAGACAACUGAUCCGCUACAAGUACAGUCCAACUGUCACCCAGACGGGAUCAAGUUUGAUGAUCGGGAGGUGUAUGGCUAG